This is a messenger RNA of Plasmodium falciparum 3D7, 4116 nucleotides long. RefSeq lists its product as uncharacterized. Lineage: Eukaryota; Apicomplexa; Aconoidasida; Haemosporida; Plasmodiidae. The record is from RefSeq and is a predicted model, not a curated record.
AUGUUGGAAUUAUUACGUAAUGCUUAUAAUAAAUGUAAAGAGUAUAUUUUGGGCUUAUCGAAAAAAUCACAAAUAUAUAAAAUAAAUAUAUUAAAUUAUUGUUUAUUAUUUUCGUUUUUUUUAUUUUAUGCAUCAUAUUUUUUUUUUAUAAAUGGAAUAAUAAAUCCAGCAGUAAAAAUUGUUUUCCAUGGAAGUAUUAUUGAGGACAAAACCAAAGUUUACGAGAACUCGAUAAUUGAAUCAAUAUGGCUAUUGUUUACCAAGGGAAGUUAUUUUAAUAUGGCCAUGCUUCUAUUCUUUUCUAUUAUAAUACCGUUUCUCAAGUUACUUAUGGUUAGUGAUAACUUUUAUAGUUUUAUCGUAUUAUAUAAAAUGAAUAAAAAACGAGAAGAGGAAAAGAGAAGGAGACGAAGAAGAAUACGUGCACGAGAAUAUAACAAUGCUAAAUAUAACAAGAAUAGAUAUAAAAUGAAUAAAUAUAAUAGAAAUAAGAAUAUUAAUGAUAUAUACAAGGAUGAUAUAUAUUAUAGUGAAAAUAUUUUUAAGAAUGAUGAGAUAAAUUAUAUUAAUACAAUAAAUGAGAAUGAAGAAUUUAUUUUAAAGAAAUUUAAAAUUUUAAAUUUCAUAUCGCGUUUUCAAUUUGUUGAUGUAUUUAUAUCUUUAUUUAUAGUAUCAUCAUUAAAUUUAUAUUUAUUAGAGGCAAGGAUGUUAAAUGGUGCAUAUUAUUUUUUGAAUUAUUGUAUGUUAUCAACAAUAUCAUCUUUUUUGUUAUUUAGUUUUACUUCUUUAAAAAUACAUAUAUUUAAAAAUGGAAAUAUUAAGAUAUCUGCAUGUCUCAAUGAAUCAAAUCUAGAGGUUACUACAAGCGGUCCCCUUUCAACAAAAGAUCUUGUCGAAGAAGAAGGACAUGCACAAAUAAAUAAUCUAAUUAUUAAUGAUAAGAAUAUGACUAGUGGUGUUGUUAAUGAUUUUUCAGGUAAUGGAAACAAUGUCGAAUUAACAGACGACCUUAAGAGUGGCGAACCCCAAAACAGAGAUGAUAUACAAACUGAAGAAACAAAAAAAGAAAAAAUGAAUACUAGAACUCAUAAUGAUGAAGAUAAUACAAAAAAAAAAAAUAUAAAGGAUAAAAAGAAAGCUAACGGUGAUGAUAAAGUAAUACAAAAAUGUAUUGAUAAUGAAAGGAAAAAAAAACAAAAUGGUAUGAUUCAAAGUGUAAACGAUGGUGAUAAAAAUAGUAAUUUUAAUAAUAACAAUAAUAAUAAUAUUAAUGGUGAUAGUAAUAAUAAUAAUAUUAAUGGUGAUAGUAAUAAUAAUAAUAUUAAUGGUGAUAGUAAUAAUAAUAAUAUUAAUGGUGAUAGUAAUAAUAAUAAUAUUAAUGGUGAUAGUAAUAAUAAUAAUAUUAAUGGUGAUAGUAAUAAUAAUAAUUAUCAUAAUAAUUAUCAUAAUAAUUAUCGUAAUAAUUAUCAUAAUAAUUAUCGUAAUAAUAAUUGUAGGAAUAAUAUUUUAGAACAAAAUAAAUGUGAUAAAAAUGUUUUGUGUUAUAAUAAUAUAUAUAAUACAAUGAAAGAUAAUGAUACUUAUAUAUAUUUAAAAAAGAAUAAAUUUAAUUCGUUAUUAAAAAGUAAUUGUAUCAAAACUAAUUUUAAUAUGAUAAAGAUAGGUUAUGUAAUAUUUUUAUUUGUGUUAUUAUGUUUAUGUAUAUAUUUAAUAACAGGAGUAGAAUGCAGUUUAUUUGGUAUAUAUAUAUAUUUGAGUUAUUUUAAUUUUAAUAUUGAAGGAAUAUUAAUUGAUUAUAUGGAUAUGUUAAAUAUUUUAAAAUUAAAAAUAAAGAAAGGAUAUAUCUAUCCUUUUUUUGUUAUGUUACCAUUUAUUUUCCCUGUAAUAAUAUCUAUGUGUUUCUUUUUAAGUGUAUUUUUUUUAAAUAUGUAUUAUGAAAGCUUUUCAAAGUUAUAUAAAAAGAUCAGUGAACUAAAGAAUGAAUUCAUAAACUCCUCAGAAAAUGACAAUGUGAACGAAAGAAUAUUGGUAUCCGAAACUUCUAAUCAUUUAUGUUUAAAUGAAAGUAACGAUAAAGUAUCUAAUACAUCAGAUGAUUUUUUAUCAAGAAAUAAUAGCAACAUAUCUAGUUCAAAAAGUGAAAUGAUAAAUUCAAAUUUUGUAUUUAAUAAACUUUUGAAUUUUUAUUUUUCAUUUGCAGUUUUCUUUUCUUAUUUAGGUUCUGCAUUUUUACAUAUAUCCUUAGGUGAAAUUAUAUGUAUCGCAUUAUUAACAUUUUAUCAAAUUGUAAAGCAUACCAAUAAUUUGAAUAUCACAAUUUUACUUAAGAGUGAGAAAAUUAAAUUUUGUAAAUUCCUUUUGUUUAUAUUAUAUGGGUUGUUAUGCUUUUCCAUAAAUUUGUAUGUAAACCAAUGGGAGGAAUAUAUAACGAAAUUAAAAAGGUUAAAAAGACGUAUUUUAUUGUUUGAAAAAAAUAAAUUUAGUGAGAUUGUGGAUCUGAAUACUCAAAAGGGUGAUGGUGACCAUUUUGAUGAAACACAAAUAUUUUCCAUAUUUUUUUCUUUUUUAAUAAAAAAAAAUGAGGGUUCAAAAAUGAGGGAUAAUGAUAUGAAUAGUGAUAGCGAAGACAGUAUAUAUGAUGCUUAUGAGCAGCAGAUACAAUUACACCAUGGUGAUAAUAUGGUCAAUGGUAUGUUGAUGAUGAGAAGGAUAUCGAUGCAAAAUUUAGAGGACGACGAAACCCAAGUUGAAUAUAUAAAUAGGGAGAUCCAUACGCAAGGUGAUUUACAUGUACGAAGAACGAAUCAAGGUAUUUUAAGAUUUAAUAUGAGAAGGGGCAAAAAAGGGUCCAAUGAAAAUAUGGGUGUCCACCAUGAGAGUGGUAAUGUGGAUGAUGCGAAUGGUAUGAAUAAUGUGGAUGAUACGAAUAAUAUGAAUAAUGUGGAUGGUACGAAUAAUAUGAAUAAUGUGGAUGGUACGAAUAAUAUGAAUAAUAUGGAUGGUAGGAAUAAUAUGAAUAAUAUAAAUAGUGUGGAUAAUAUGAACAAUUUAAAUAAUAAUGAUGGUGAAGAAGAAGAAGAAUGUGUGAACGAUGUUUUAAAUUAUGAUAAUAAUAAUUAUGCUAUUAAUGAAGAUGCUGAGGAAUAUAUAAAAAAUACGUCAGGAGAACGAGCUGUUAUUAUUUGUUCUGAAAAAAGAAUAUAUGAAAAGAACGGAAAUGGUGAUAUAAUAACUAGAAAUUAUAAAAAUGAAGAACGAUAUAUAUAUUUAAAAAAAUGGAUUCCUUUUAAAUCUAUGAUAUUGUCAAAAUUAGAAAAGAGGAAAAGGAAUAGAAAAGAGGCAUAUAAUACUCCUAGAGUAUUAAUAUUAAUACAUUCCUUUUUAUUUAUACUUAUUGUUUUCAUAUUUUUAAUGGUAUUCUUUAAAAAAGAGCCUAUUUUUCGUUUUAAUAUGCCAUCAGUUAAUAAGCGUUUAAAUAAUUUUUUUAAAUCAACAAGUUUUCACGAAAUUAUACCAAAUAGUGUAGGGAAAUGUAAAACAAAAAAAUAUAUAGCAAAAGAACCAUGUUUUAAUGUGGGUCAUAUAUACCAUGAAGAGAAGACAUUUUAUCAUGCAACUCUUUUAUUUUUACAAGGUUUAAGAUCUGUAAAAAUUAUGAAUAUGAAUUUUUAUUAUGAAAAAGGCAUAUAUUAUUUAUCUUUGGAUGGAUAUUUUAAACAUAUUAUAGGUCCUCUCUUUCUUAAAUUAUGUUUAGGUACAAACUUUUGUCCCAUAAGUACAUAUGCAUUUUUAGUAGGAAGUAAACCAACUUUCUCAGUAAAUGUUGCUGUUCAAUGUAAUAAUAAAAAACCACCAUAUUAUAUGACGGAUAUUAUUGUAAAAGAUUUAAAAAUUACAAAAAUAGAAAUAGUUAAACAUUCAGAUGUUAUCGAUAAUGUGGAUAUUAAAUUAGAUGAUGUACAAGAUAGAGUACAAGAAAAGGUUAAUGCCAUGUUAGAAGCAAAAAAAAAAAUUAUCGUCUGGAAAAAUCAAAAGUAUCAUUUGGAGGGUUUUCUCAAUUAUUUAAUAUCUAAAAAUGCAUUAUCUGGGUUUUCCUGUGAACCCAUAAAUUAUUGA